Messenger RNA from Cylicostephanus goldi, 365 nucleotides. Lineage: Eukaryota; Metazoa; Nematoda; Chromadorea; Rhabditida; Strongylidae. The record is from the annotation of a GenBank genome assembly.
AUGGGACAUGAAAUGACGCACGCCUUUGAUGAUGAAGGAAGCCAGCAUGACGCUUAUGGUAAUCUGCACGAUUGGUGGGAUAAGGAUGUGAAAAAGAAGUUCAAAAAACGCGCCCAAUGCUUUGUCGACCAAUACGAAAACAUUGAGGUAGCGGGAACCAACCUCAGCAUCAACGGUAAACUCACUCAGGCAGAAAACAUAGCAGACAAUGGUGGAGUUAAACAAGCCUACAAGGCGUACAAAACUUAUCUGAAAAGGCAUGGUGGAAAAGAACCAAGGCUCAAAGGUCUGGAAAAAUAUAACAACGAUCAAAUGUUUUUCUUGGGAUAUGCUCAGGUAACGUUUACUAGGAAUGGGUCAUGACU